Molecule: messenger RNA, 1173 nt
Organism: Symbiodinium pilosum
Lineage: Eukaryota; Dinophyceae; Suessiales; Symbiodiniaceae
Source: the annotation of a GenBank genome assembly
AUGUUGGCUCAGAAUGUCCUGAAAUUUGGUGAAUUCACGCUUAAUUCCGGACGCAUCAGCCCCUACUUUUUCAAUAUGGGCAGUGUCAGUGACGGUGCAGCGUUUGCUCAACUCGGACAAGCGUAUGCUGACGCGAUUCUGGCCGCAGGUCUGGAUUUUGAUGUGCUGUUCGGACCGGCCUACAAAGGCAUUCCAAUUGCGGUUGCCACGGCGAUAGCGUUAUCCCAAAAGGGCAAAAACGUCGGCGUGGCGUUCAAUCGUAAGGAAGCGAAAGACCAUGGAGAGGGCGGCAUGCUGGUGGGCGCGCCGGUCACCGGCAGGGUUUUACUGGUAGAUGACGUCCUGACCUCAGGUAAAGCCAUUCGCAGCGCCGUGGAUCUCAUCAGCGCCACCGGGGCUCAGAUCAGUGGGGCGGUGAUUGCCAUGGAUCGCGAGGAAGUGAUUGAUGUGGAUCAACCCAAAGCGCUGCAGACUACCGCGGUUGCGGCAUUGGCUGAAGACCUCGGUGCACCUGUGAUCAGUAUCGCAAAAAUGUCUGACCUAGUAGGCUAUCUUGCCGUGUCGGACAAGAUGGCUGCAUCGAAUACGCUGGCUCAGAUGCGCGAGUAUCAGGCACGGUAUUGUGUGGCGGAUGAAUCUGGUGCGUUGGUGUUUUCCACCACCAUACCCGCAGAUCGCGUGCGCUUUGGAUAUGAUCUGGUAGAUGCCCACGGCAAUCUGAUUCAGCGUGUCGACCCCCAACUCAGCGACGAAGCCUAUCAGCGCAAACUUGAGCGCGAGGCGAUGAUCCGUGAGUGCGAAAAAACCCUGGAUCGAGUGCGUAAGCUUUAUCAGGCUGGAGCGGAUAUUGAUUACGCGGAAGUGCAGGGUCUUGAAUCCAUCGAUGAAGCGAUUGCCAACAUCCGCGCGAAUCUAGCUGUGGUCAGAGGUCAACGCGAGGAUCUGGAAGCCCAGGCGGCGCAGAUUGAUAUCGGUGGCGGCACCAUACCUAAUUCUCUGUUAGAUCAGAUUGAGCGUGCAAAAACUCAGGAGAAGACCCUGUCCGAUGAAAUCCAGAUGCGGUUCGCGGAAAAGCUUGAGUUGCGCAACAUGUUUGCCUUCGACCGAAAAGUUUUUGUGCUGCGUAGCUGUGAAAAUGGCUUACCGGAUAGAGACGCCAAGGUAACUGAAUAG